AUGGACAACGUUAACGAAACCUCAAUUGAACGAAGACGUAGAUUGAAAAGAGAGUCUAAUACUCGAACAAAAGCUAACCAAACUUCAGAGCAAAAUGGACGGCGUAAAAGGCAAAAAAGAGAAUCAAAGGCUCGAAAAUCUGCAUGCAAAGCAACUGCUGCACCUGCUCAGUCUUCAUCUUCUACUACUGAUACUAACUUUAUUAUUCCUCUUCCCCUUAAUGGACCUUUACACCAAGAUGACAUUCUUCUGGAUCUUACCAUGUCAACUGUUAAAUCUCCUUCAUUUGCACAAAUCUAUAUUUUUGAUACUGAUAAUGAGACUCAGAAUAGACUUAAUAUCAUGCCCUCUUUAAAUCAGGUAACUCUUGCAGCUCUUCAGAAUAUGCUUCAUGAUAUUAACCCAUAUGUACAAGUUUUUCAACAAACAGUAGGUGAUAACAAUAAUCCAUCUAAUGUAUGCAAUCGUGAUAUUGUUUUACAUUCACAUGAGGGAGGUUUACAGCGUAUAUCUGAGCUACAUAGAGCAUAUGCACCAUUGCAUUAUGUUCUUCUUUUUCCAAGAGGGGAAGAUGGAUGGCAUCCAACAAUUUCAAUCCGAGAUGGGACACAACCACAUUUUCUUGAUGUUGAAGAGCAACAUGAUGAAGAUAGCAUUAAGCCUCAAAAACAUGUCACCAUGAUGCAAUAUUAUGCAUAUCGACUACAAGUAGGUAGACCUGGAGAGGGAAUGAAUCUUCAUCUUUUUGAACGUCUCUUCCAACAAUAUAUUGUUGAUGCAUAUGCAAAUGUGGAACAAAGUCGCCUAAAUUAUUUAAAGUAUAAUCAAAAAAGGAUUCGAGCAGAUCUUUAUAGUGGGCUUCAGGAUGUUUUGACAGCACAGGAUGAAGCAUCUCAAAAUCUAACUGCAGCUAAUAUAGGCAGGCGAAUUAUUCUUCCAUCAAGUUUUACUGGUGGGCCACGACAGAUGCAACAACUAUAUCAGGAUGCAAUGGCCAUUGUACGCAUGUUGGGUAAACCUGAUCUCUUUAUUACAUUUACAUGCAAUCCUGCUUGGCCUGAAAUUACUUCUGAACUUUUUAAUAAUCAGGUAGCUUCAGAUUGCCCUGAUCUCACAGCCAGAGUCUUCAAUAUGAAAUUGAAAGCUCUAUUGAAUGAUAUUAUUAAGCAUCAUAUUUUUGGGAUAGUUGUGGCCUAUGUCUAUGUGAUUGAAUUUCAAAAACGUGGUCUUCCUCAUUCUCAUAUCCUUUUAAUUCUUGAUCAAAGUAGUAAGCCAAAAACUGUUGAAGAUUAUGAUGCUAUUGUGUCUGCUGAAAUCCCUGAUAAAAAUCUUCAUCCUAUGGCAUAUGAUACUAUUUGCCGAUCAAUGAUGCAUGGUCCAUGUGGUUUUGCAUAUCCAAAUGCCCCAUGUAUGAAAGCAGGGAAAUGCUCAAAAAAAUAUCCACGUAGCUUUUGUACUAUGACUUCUAUAAAUGAAAAUGGUUAUCCUGUCUACCGGCGUUCUCAUGAUGGACGGUCUGUUGAGGUUAAAGGUGCACGAUUAGAUAAUUGUUGGGUGGUACCACAUAAUCUUUAUCUUGCUACAAAAUAUGAUGCACAUAUUAAUGUUGAAAUAUGUUCUUCUAUUGCUGCUGUUAAAUAUCUUUUUAAGUAUGUUUAUAAGGGCCAUGACCGAGCAACAGUUGAAAUAGGAAGAGCAAAUGAAGUAGUACCAACACAGGAAAUUAAUGAAAUUCGUCUCUAUUUAGAUGCACGUUAUGUUUUUGCCUCUGAAGCUGCUUGGCGACUAUUUCAUUACAAAUUACAUAAUGAGAAACCUGAUAUUAUGAGACUUCAGGUUCACCUCCCUGGACAGCAUACUGUAAUUUUUCAAGACAAUGAAAGUUUAGAUGAGAUAGUUGCACGUGAAAACAACUCUGAGACCACAUUAACUGCAUGGUUUAAAGCAAAUCAAUGUUUUCCAGCUGCAUGUGAACUAACAUAUGGUGACUUUCCUACUCAAUGGGUCUACAAUAGAGUACACAAGGAAUGGAAGCCUAGACAGAGAGGAAAUACUAUUGGUCAGAUGUAUUUUGUACAUCCAAAAGCUGGAGAACGAUACUAUCUUCGUAUGCUACUAAACAUAGUGCAUGGUGCAACAUCUUUUGAGCAUCUUAAAACAGUCAAUAAUGUCUUUUAUUCUACUUUUAAAGAUGCCUGUGAAGCUUUAGGUUUGCUUCAAGAUGAUAAAGAAUGGGAUGACUGUUUGAAUGAGGCUCAACGUAUACAAUCUGGAUCCCAAAUGCGGUAUCUGUUUGCUACUAUUCUUAUGUUUUGUUAUCCUACUCACCCAGAAUUGCUUUGGCAAAAAUACAUCACUGCUUUUAGUGAUGAUAUACUGUUUCAAGCCUGUUCAGAUGCUGAAAAUAACCCUGCCUAUACAUUUAUUGAUUCUGAUAUACACAAUAUAGCAUUAAAUCAAUUAGAAGCUAUAUUAAUCAGAAAUGGAUUCUGUCUUGCUAACUUUCCAGACAUGCCUGUACCAAUUCCAUUAUCUGAAGAUCAUGUUCACCAGAAUUAUUUACUUGCAAAAGAAUUGCAGUAUGACCAUGAUCUUCUUAAAGUUAGAGCUCAAGAGGCCUAUUCAUGUUUAAACCCAGAACAACUAUCUAUUUUUGAUGCAGUAAUUAUGGCUGUUGAAAAUCAACAACCUGCUGUAUUUUUUGUGGAUGGCCCUGGAGGUUCAGGUAAGACAUUUUUAUAUAGUGCUAUAUUAGACAAGAUCAGGUCCACUGGACAUAUAGCACUUGCAGUAGCUACCUCAGGUAUUGCAGCUCUUUUACUGGAUGGAGGCAGUACUGCACACUCACUUUUUCGAAUCCCAUUUGAAUUACAUGAGGAUUCAGUAUGUAAUAUAUCACAUGGUACAGAUCAUGCACUUCUUUUGCAGCAAGCAAGUCUUAUUGUUUGGGAUGAAGCUCCUAUGGCACAUCGGUUUGCACCAGAGGCUGUUGACCGAACUCUCAGAGAUUUAAUGAAAGCAGUAGAUCCUGACUUGCAAAACCAGCCAUUUGGUGGAAAAGUUAUUGUAUUUGGAGGUGAUUUUCGUCAAAUUUUGCCAGUAGUCCCUAAAGGAAGAAGAGAAGAUAUUGUCAGCUCCUGCUUAUUAUGCUCUCCCCUGUGGCAUCAUGUAAAAGUUAUAAAAUUAACUGUUAACAUGCGUUUACGACAAGCUGAAAGUACUGAGGAGACUAUUGAAUGCCAAAAUUUUGCUGAAUGGCUUUUGGAAAUUGGUGAAGAUCGUGCUGAACGGAUUGUUGAGAGAGGCAACUAUAUUAAACUUCCAGAUAAUAUUUGUCUCACUUCACAAAGUAUACAUGAAUUAAUAGAUUCUGUUUAUCCAAAUAUAUCUAUUCAUGCUG
Molecule: messenger RNA, 3400 nt
Organism: Paraglomus brasilianum
Lineage: Eukaryota; Fungi; Glomeromycota; Glomeromycetes; Paraglomerales; Paraglomeraceae
Source: the annotation of a GenBank genome assembly